Dictyostelium discoideum AX4 is the source of this 333-nucleotide messenger RNA. RefSeq lists its product as hypothetical. The transcript has a single exon. The coding region runs from base 1 to 333 and encodes 110 amino acids. The record is from RefSeq and is a predicted model, not a curated record. Lineage: Eukaryota; Evosea; Eumycetozoa; Dictyosteliales; Dictyosteliaceae.
AUGUCAAGUGUUUCUAGAAAAGUUUCAAAUGUUGCAAAAGGUUAUAAAACUAAAGAUGGCGCAGGUGUAUCACUUUUAAGUGUUAUUGGUGGACCUAUCCUAUCAAAAUCAGUUGAUCCAUUCUUAAUGUUAGAUGCAUUUAAAUCAGAGAAUCCAAAUGAUUAUAUUGCAGGUUUCCCAUCACAUCCACAUAGAGGUCAACAAACUUUAACCUAUAUGAUAGAUGGUAUAAUGGAGCACAAAGAUAACAAAGGGAAUAAAGGAUUACUAAAACCUGGUAUGGUUCAAAUUAUGAAUGCUGCAAGAGGGUAUGUUUUUAAUUAUAAUUGUUAA